AUGUCUGCCAACCUUGAUAAGUCCCUUGAUGAUCUCGUCGGCAGCCGUCGCCAGACCGCUCGCCACACUGCUCGUCGCCGUGGUGGUUCCCGCCGCGCUGCGACUAAGCCAUCCACCGUCGGAGGUGUGAAGAAGUCAACUAAGGCUGCUCCCAAAUCUGCUCACCCAGCCCCUAUCGCCCAGACUGGUUCUAGCAAGAUUCUUGUCAGCGGAUUGCCUUCCGAUGUGUCCGAGGCCAAUGUCAAGGAAUACUUCAACAAGUCUGCUGGCCCCGUCAAACGAGUCAUGCUCACCUACAACCAAAAUGGUACUAGCCGUGGCAUCGCCUCUAUCCAGUUCGUCAGGGCAGACACCGCUGCCAAGGCCACCAAGGAGCUCAACGGACUCCUUGUCGAUGGUCGCCCCAUGAAGAUCGAAGUUGUUUAUGAUGCGUCCCGCGCUCCCGCUAUCCCUGCUCCCAAGCCUCUCACUGAGCGCAUUGCUCAGAAGGCUCGGCCCAAGUCCGCCACCAAGGCCAAGGAAGAUAAGACGACCCCUGCUGAGAAGGGAAGCCGCCGCGGAAAGGGCUCUGCUCGCCCUCGUGGCCGCAACGCCGGCCGUGGAAAGCCCAAAACUAUUGAGGAGCUUGAUGCCGAGAUGGCGAGCGCCAACCAGGAUAUCGGCAUGGCCGAUGAGAUCUCCUAA
Molecule: messenger RNA, 684 nt
Organism: Penicillium verrucosum
Lineage: Eukaryota; Fungi; Ascomycota; Eurotiomycetes; Eurotiales; Aspergillaceae
Product: putative RNA annealing protein Yra1
Exons: 6
Coding region: 1-684 (227 amino acids)
Biological process (GO): mRNA export from nucleus
Cellular component (GO): nucleus
Molecular function (GO): mRNA binding
Source: RefSeq, a predicted model, not a curated record